AACUUGAAUUACUGAAAGCUGAAAACUGAUGGAUCGAUCAGAAGUAAAAAACAAAGUUAAAAACCAAACAUUUCCUGAAUACAGUCUUUUCCGCACAGCCUUUUCGCUCUUGAACGCAUCACCGAAAGGACUUAUGGGAAAAAGGAAAGAUGGCGGGACGUUUAACAUUGGGAUGGCUGACAAAUAAACUGUAAACAUAAGAGAACGGUUCGUUCAGAACAUCGACUGUUCUUGCACCGGUACCGGCUGCCAUGAGAGGACGUCGGGGACAGAGCGACCCGGUCCCGGCUCCGGUCCCGGGUCCUCGGAGUGUCGAACCGCCGCGACAGAACCGCCUGAGCCGGAGAUUCAGACUGAGCCAGGUCCCGGUCCAGGCUGCCGCCUCCCCGGCUCCGGCCCCGGUCCCGGUCCCGGCUCCAUCUCCACAGAACCUCCCUCCAGAGUUUAAGACUCCCACCAGAGUUCCCAGACCCAAAUCAGCAGCUGUUUUCAGUGAGGAGUCUCCACACAACGACAGCGACCUCCAGCAGGACAUCAUCUGGGACGCCACCUCACCGUCGCCGCGCAGACUCGGUAAAAGAGGGAAGAAACACACUACUGGAGUCGUCAACAUCUCGGAGAUCGUCAGCAGGAUCGCUCCAAAGCACGGCAGGCCGCUGGUCGCUGAGCCGACCUUACAGCAGUGGAUCGGGGACAGCGCCACCAUCCCCUGCACUCCAGACGUCCAAGCUCCCAGAGCCAAGAAGAAGUCCCCGAGGCCGAGCGGAGUGGACGACCUGCUGCGACUCGCCAAACGGUUCGACUUGAACCUGUUCCAACAGGGCGAGGACGAGCUGCAGGUGGAUCUCCAGCAGAGCCCAGAGCUCCUUCAGGAAGAUGUCCUGGACCUGGAGAACAACUUUCAGAGCGACUUUUCUUCUCCUCUCGCUGGAAGCUGUCCGCCGGCUGCGAGCACGGCGGCCGGGACGGCUGCUCCGUUGGAUCCGGAUCAGCAGGUGGAGGACGACCUGGACUUCCUGUUUGACGGCCCGACUCAGCACAUGAGUGGAAACCUGAGUCAGGUGAUCCCGGCUGCAUCGGGACGCUCCACCAAGGCCUGUGGGAAACCGCCCACGUCCUCGCGUGGACCUGCUUCAGGUCACGACGACGCGUUCGAGGACGACUGGGAAAACGACUGGGAAAACGACGAUCUGUUGAACGACUCAUUGGUGAUGGAGAUGACGCAGAAUCCUCAGAGAUACAUCGUCCCAAAGCUCUGCUCCACCCAGAAGGCAGCCAGUCUGAGCCGGAGGGAAACGUGGGCUCCGGUCAGCACUCGUGCUCCAGUCUCUUCGGUCAGCGCACGUGCUUGGAUCUCCCCAGUCAGCGCUCGUGCUCCGGUCUCUUCGGUUGCUCCGGCGGCUGGAUCUGGAGUCCAGAAGGAAAACGUCAACCCGAGAGCCACUUUCAGACUGAACUCAACCUUCUGCGACAGGAGCAUCCACACGGACUCCAGGAAGCAGAGACAGGAGGUUUCCAGACAUCCGGACGGUCAGCAGCGCAUCGGUGCAGCCGGGUCCGGACCUCAAACUGCUAAACCAGAACCACUGAGAUCUCAGUCGGAUCACAGGACUUCUGUGAGAAUCUCCCAGACUGCUACGAAACCAGGGCACAGCUUCCCAAGGAACCCGGGCCUGGUUUCCUCUCACUGUGACUCCGCUGACUUCCUGCAGGACGACCUGGACUCCCUCUUCUCCUUGGAUCCGGUCUGGGACGACCCGGCGGACGACGACCUGCUGUGUGAAAUGUGCGACGACCUGGAGAACCAGAUCCAGGACUGGGAUGGCAUCUCCACCGAACAGGCUCCCCCUUCAACCAAUCGGAGAGCAGCUCUGCAGCCAGCCCACAGAACGUUGGCCCCGCCGCCUCCAGGUCCGGGACACGGAGCCGCUGAAGUGAAGUCGACGCAGCAACGGUUCAGAUUCACCCAAAAACCCGGUUCAGGAGGCGCGUUAAGGACUCAGAUAAACGACAGCCAGCCUGCGGUCGCAUCGUCGCCACAGCAACGCACUGUCACCAAAAACUUCAGCUUCAAGAAGCCCAGCUACCCGAUCCCCAUGGAAACCAACGACGCUGCGGGGAAAUGUUCGGCGGCGGAGAUCCAGCUGAAGAAGCAGCAGGCGAUGGAGAGGAGACGGCAGCGGCUGCAGGCCGACCAGAACCUGCGCGGGCACACGUGAGCGAGCAGAACCGGGUCGGACCCGGCAGAACAUCGCCUGAGAACACCUGUGUGGCCUGCAGGUGGAGCUUCCUGUCCGGACUCGCAUCCCAACGGUUGAAGGAACAUCUUGUGAAGAACAUGAACUCAUCAUGUUGGAUGGAUCAGCAGAGGUGGGAGACUCCAGAUCUGAACACACAAACUGAUGUUCACGUUCCCAACACGAAGGAAAAGACACCUUUUUAACUCCUCCACCCUUCUAGCCACGCCCCUCCACAAGCCCCGCCCCCUCUGGUUUCUGACGUUGCAUUCUUUCUGUUGUCCUCGUGAGCCGAGGUCAGCGAGCUUAAUUAAUAAUAAAUAAUAAUAUAAUAUAAUAAAACCAGUCUGGUGAUGUGGAGAGCAGGGGCGUCUUCACCACCUGCAGCAGUGACGGUGUGCGCGGGUCUGCAGGUUCUGAGCUGUUCUGGAACCUUCUGCAGACCACGAGCAUCGUUCAGAAACAUUCCCACAUAAAUGGCCUCCCUAAUAAAUAAAACCUUUGUAUUCACCAACGCUGCAUAAAAGUCAGAUUUGAUGGUGAGAGCCGUCGUGAUGCGUCUUCAUGAGGUCUGAUCAGUUUCAGAUAAUGAACAUGAAUCCAGCCAGGAACCACCAUGAGAGGAGUUUAAGGUGCAGGUCUAUCUUUGGACGUGAAGCACUUUAAAACAAGACGCAGAGAUGGAGCUCAUUUAAGCUGAACUGGAGCAAAAAGGGUUAUUUCUGCUGAGUUAGUGGGUGAUGUGCGGGGUCAUCUGGGUUCAGGUCUGGAGAGAGGUCCGAUGCAGAUAAUGAGUUUCUCCAACGAAGCAUCUGAGAAGAGACAAAACAGUGUAAUUAUGGAGUUGGAUACAAAAACCGCAUUUGUCCAUCGAGAUGAAGAGAUUCUUCACCAGGAAGCCGACGCAGGAGUCAACAACCGCCUACGAAGGUCACUUUACUCUGGUUAUGAGCUUCAUCGCUGCAUGUGGUUGCCGGGGUAACAUCUGGAUCCAACCACCAACCACUGGUGGUGCGUUUCCUCCAACCGCCAGGGUCCACUGACCUCCAUGUUACACAGAAAUAAACAUUUCCAGUCUGGAACUAAACCUGUUUUGGUCUGCAUGGUUAUGUUCAGAUGUAUAAUAACUAAUAAUAAGUAAAUGUUUAUGUACCUCGUCAGGUAAAAUUUCAUGAAGCAAUAAAGUUAUAUUAAUUAGG
Cololabis saira (Pacific saury) is the source of this 3436-nucleotide messenger RNA. RefSeq names its product ETAA1 activator of ATR kinase a (gene etaa1a). The record is from RefSeq and is a predicted model, not a curated record. Bases 252 to 2219 code for a protein of 655 amino acids. Lineage: Eukaryota; Metazoa; Chordata; Actinopteri; Beloniformes; Belonidae. The transcript has 6 exons.